Molecule: messenger RNA, 2168 nt
Organism: Melanotaenia boesemani (Boeseman's rainbowfish)
Lineage: Eukaryota; Metazoa; Chordata; Actinopteri; Atheriniformes; Melanotaeniidae
Gene: marchf5
Product: membrane-associated ring finger (C3HC4) 5
Exons: 6
Coding region: 364-1209 (281 amino acids)
Molecular function (GO): zinc ion binding
Source: RefSeq, a predicted model, not a curated record
GCGUGCUUUAUUGACGUUACCUCAGAGACGGACAGUCAAUGGAGUCAAACGGUCAAGCCAAACGAGGCCAUAACAGGUUUAAAGAGGAUUUUUACUCAAAAUAGUGCAUCGAACGCAGAGAAAUGCUAUUUAGACAGCCAUGACCGCGUGGGAGUAGUUUUAUGCUUAAUACUUGGCUCGUUUGUGGCUUACGCGCUGUAUCAACACAAAGGCCUAUGUAGCUAGUUAGCUAGCAAGAGAUUUAACGCCAAAAACUCCAUUGCAGCAAAUUAUCAGGAGUGUCAUUUAAUGUUUUAUUUAUAACACAGUUAACUCCAUCUACCAAGAAGACAGGGCCUCACCUUAUUGUCACGGUCUGUGACAAUGGCGGAACAGAGUGCAGUGGUCACGCAGCAGAAUCUGGACAGGAGCUGCUGGGUGUGCUUUGCCACAGACGAAGACGACCGCACGGCGGAGUGGGUGCGACCGUGUCGAUGCCGUGGCUCAACCAAGUGGGUUCAUCAGGCCUGCCUGCAGCGCUGGGUGGAUGAGAAGCAGCGGGGCAACAGCACGGCGCGCGUGGCCUGUCCACAGUGCAAUGCAGAAUACCUCAUUGUCUUUCCCAAACUAGGUCCCGUGGUUUACGUGCUAGACCUAGCUGACAGGCUCAUCUCGAAGGCCGGCCCGUUUGCUGCAGCCGGCAUCAUGGUGGGCUCCAUCUAUUGGACUGCUGUCACCUACGGAGCCGUCACUGUCAUGCAGGUGGUGGGCCAUAAGGAAGGUCUGGAUGUCAUGGAGCGGGCCGACCCUCUGUUCUUGCUCAUUGGGCUACCCACCAUCCCCGUCAUGCUGAUCCUUGGUAAGAUGAUCCGCUGGGAAGACUAUGUCCUGCGUCUGUGGAGGAAGUACUCCAACAAAUUGCAGAUCCUCAACAUCAUCUUCCCAGGGAUCGGCUGCCCAGUUCCUCGCAUCCCCGCAGAGGCCAGUCCUCUGGCCGACCACGUUUCCGCCACACGGAUCCUGUGCGGCGCUCUGGUCUUCCCCACCAUCGCCACAAUCGUGGGGAAGCUCAUGUUCAGCAGCGUCAACUCCAACCUGCAGAGAACCAUCCUGGGAGGCAUCGCCUUCGUGGCCAUCAAAGGGGCGUUUAAGGUUUACUUCAAACAGCAGCAGUACCUGAGGCAAGCCCACCGCAAGAUCCUCAACUUCCCCGAGCAGGAAGAAGCCUGAGGAAGACCACGUGGCCCAGAGAGAGGAUGUUACGACUGAUAGGAGAAAUUAACCAUCUUAAACAUAACACACUGACCACAGAUCAGAAGUUAACAGAGGUGUAUGCUUUAGACUCUGUAUUUAAGUUUUUAUUCUUUCAUAAGCCUUGGCAGUGUUGACGUUCAUUCAGCCUGGAGCUUUGCCUUCGUUUUGACGGAACGCUCCUAUGUGAUGCCUCGUCGUCCAUCUCAGCCCUACGUUUGGUCGAGCCCACCUCCGCCAGAUGCUCCGCCACGUUUUUUUUUUUUUUAUUUUAAAAAGAAAGCUGCACUUUCUGCUGGGAGGGGUGAAAACUGACACCAGACAAACUUUUCUUUUUGGACAUUUUCUGUUGGUAACUGCAGUUCUUCUCCCAACCCGCCAGCUGGAUUUGCCUGAAUGUGAACUUCAGGCCGGUUCUGCAGCAUUUAACGCCACUGGAAACCCUCUCAUUGAAGCUGUAGAUACUUGGCUGAAACUAAUGGAAAGUAAAGGGUCAGUUCACCCAAAACAAGCUAGUUUUUUUUAUUAUUUGCCAUCACAUGAUUCUGAAGUCAACUGGGAUUAAAUUUCACUGUAGGAAUUACAGCCUCUAACUUGUGUCAUUUGGUAAAAUUUCGUCAGUGUCCCACAACUAAAAAGGGCAUCGGUAAAAUGCUGUUCUAACCAAUUAAUGUUUGAGUGGAAAUGUCUAAAUCUGGAAACUCUUGAAGGCAGGUGUGACAAUGAUGUAAUCUGAGUUAAAUGACCCCAAAACAUAGAUUAGUUAGAGCACAGUGUGAUUUCUGUUAUAAUUAGCUCAGAUGACCGCAGCCUCCCACUAUGCUCACUUUCAAGCCUCCAUGCCAAAAGAGACGAAGUGAACUGUGUUGUAAACAUGUUGCUUCUGCCAUCGGACUUCUGUAGUACCAGUUCUGUGAAUAAAUGUAUUUUUUCAAACA